This is a messenger RNA of Varanus komodoensis (Komodo dragon), 1105 nucleotides long. RefSeq names its product C-type lectin domain family 4 member E-like. Gene Ontology annotation, molecular function: signaling receptor activity. Bases 78 to 1034 code for a protein of 318 amino acids. The transcript has 8 exons. NCBI's taxonomy places the organism in Eukaryota, Metazoa, Chordata, Lepidosauria, Squamata, Varanidae. The record is from RefSeq and is a predicted model, not a curated record.
CUCCGCAAUUACUGGAAGAGUCUUUAUUCCAUACGGAAGCCGGCGUAUUCACCAGCCUCGAAACACGCACUGCAGCCAUGGCCCCCAAGGGGAAGCCUGCCCCUGCCCCCGGCGGCGCCCCUGGAGAUGAUGCACCUCCAGUUGCCCUGAAAUCUAACAGGUUCAAAUGGAUGGUUAUCCGAGUUCUCACCUUGCUGAUGUCUUUCGCCUUCAUCGUAUUGCUCAUUUUAUAUCUUCAGCUUCUCAUGGAAGGCCGCGACCCUCUUGAGGAACACAUGGUAAAGCUGAAGGACAUUCUUGCAACAGGAUACGGAGAUAAGUUCAUUAUGUUUGACACCCAUGUAAGGGCUGCGGAAGAGUUAGUAAAAGUGCCGGUAGCCAUGGAAGAGGCCGAGAAUGAGUUCUAUGAAAAGAAAUCACAGUAUCCGAGAUGGUCUUCCCAGGGAGCCUGGCCUUCUCACGACGUGCCCGAAGCACGGCAGCCUCAGUUUGGUCAUUUUCAAGGUACCUUCAUCUCCCGCCUGCCCAUCGUUUGUCAACGUACAGUGCAAGGAAAGACAAUUGGCCCAAGACGAUCUUCACCACUAAUGCCCUACAGCACUGACGAAUCCCUCUUCAAGAAAAGUAUCAGAUCCACGGACGCCUGGCAGAUUUUUGGGAGAAGCCUCUACUAUAUUUCAAGGGAUAAGAGGACCUGGCACGACGCGGAGGAUUUCUGCCUGUCCAGGGGCGCCCACUUGGCUUCCAUCCUUUCUGACAAAGAGCAGCUCUUCGUCUCCUCGCAGCUCGAUCAGCCUGCCUGGAUUGGCCUCACGGACGCGAAUGAGGAAGGCAGCUGGGAAUGGACCGAUGGCUCCAGACUGGUUUCAGAGUACUGGUCUCCCGGGAGCCCCGACCACCCCAAAGACCACGGAGAAAUCGAGCACGACUGCACCGCCAUGCUGGAUUCAUCCGAUGAGUACAACUGGAAUGAUGCCAGCUGCAACGAUUAUAAUGGGUGGGUUUGCAAACAGAUGCUCGAUGUCGCGCAGUAACGAAGCCGGCCCGGGCGCUCGCGUGGCACGUCGACAUGGGAAGAAGCAACGUGCCUGUGCGCCACUGCCAG